AUGGCGACCAACACUGGCACAAGUGGUAGUUCUAAAUAUGGUGGUAUCGAAGGAAUUGACAAUCAGCCUGAUGUUUUCGAAACUGGUGGAGAACCAACCAAGGAAAAAGAGAAAGAGAAAGGUAAAGAAAAAGAAAUGAAGGGAGGCAUUGAAAGUAAAACGGUAGAAUUGAUACCGAUGAACGCUCAAGCAUCUUACGAACAAUUUAAGGAUAAAUACAUAGAUUCCAAGGAUGCAGACUUCACUGAUUCCAUAAAAGAUGGUCGAAAUAUUGGCUACGAUACAACUGAAUACGAAUUAGCUGGUGACGAAACUGAAACGCCAUUGCAAAAGUACCAAAGAUUGAAAAUUGAAAUUAGUCAAUUUACCGAAGAAAUUGACAAAAUUAAGGCAACUAUGACGGAAGAAGCAGAUAUCAAUCCUGUUGAAUUGUCAAAGCAUGUGAAAAUCCUUCAAAAACAAUUGCUGGAUACAAACAUUGAAGAUUUGGCUAACGUUGAUGUCAAAGGAGACAGCGAUAUAUCGAAGAAAUUACUAGCACAGAUCGAAGCAUUUAAGGGAGGAAACAAACCUGCCAAAGCUUCAGCUUCAAGUGGCGACAAGAGCAAUACCGAUUACAUCACAUAUCAACUAUAUUACAGACCAGAGCAAGCAAAAUUUAAUGUGUUAUCUAAGGCCGCCGAAGUAGAACAGAAAUUGCAAAAAUUAGAACAAAUUGUCGGCAAAGAUAGCAGGAGAUUACCAGCUAUAACGUCCGAUUUAGAUCCAAAUAAUAAAUCAUUAGCGGCGGCAAUCUACGCUCUACAAGCAAAAUUUUCCUUAUUGGAUUCGGCAAAAAUUGAACACGUAGAUGCUAGACUACAGGCCGUUCUCCAACGUAUUAAUGAAAUAGCUGAAAAAACUGAAGGGAUUGAUAAAGCUGAAGAAAAAUCCAAGGUAUCCGAAAUCUACGAUUUUAUGUCCAAAUGGGAUGCUAUUGCCUCCUCCAUACCCGAUAUUACUGCCCGAUUACAAACCUUGAAAUCAUUACAUCAUCAAGCUAGCACCUUUGCUAUAAAUCUGGCCGGAUUCAGCAAUGCCCAAGAUCAAAUUUCAAAUGCUUUACAAUCGCAAGCUAAAGUCCUUCGUCAGGUUCAGGAAUCGCUUGUGAAAAAUAUGACUGUUAUGCAGUCGAAUGUCUCCAGUAUUGAGUCAAGAAUUGCUACUUGCGAAAGUAAAUUGCGGUCUUAG
Messenger RNA from Trichoplax adhaerens, 1230 nucleotides. RefSeq lists its product as uncharacterized. Bases 1 to 1230 code for a protein of 409 amino acids. The record is from RefSeq and is a predicted model, not a curated record. Gene Ontology annotation, cellular component: cytoplasm; centrosome; dynactin complex. The transcript has 19 exons. Gene Ontology annotation, biological process: mitotic spindle organization. Lineage: Eukaryota; Metazoa; Placozoa; Uniplacotomia; Trichoplacea; Trichoplacidae.